This is a messenger RNA of Durio zibethinus, 766 nucleotides long. Its product is annotated as SPX domain-containing protein 1-like. Lineage: Eukaryota; Viridiplantae; Streptophyta; Magnoliopsida; Malvales; Malvaceae. Gene Ontology annotation, biological process: cellular response to phosphate starvation. The record is from RefSeq and is a predicted model, not a curated record.
GGGAGAAGAAGAUGAAACAUGGAAAGAAACAUAGGGCUGAGGUGGCAAAAAGCUUGCCUGAAUGGGAACGCAAGUUUAUGGCUUACAAAGCGUUGAAGAAGAAAGUGAAGCUGAUAAACCCCCAUUCAAAUGGAAAGAAAAGGUCAAGAUCAGGCAGUGGAAAAUUUUCAGAUGGGAAUUUACCAACAGAUGACAUGGGCUUCAUCCUGUUAUUAGACAGGGAACUCGAUAAGAUCAAUACGUUUUUCAUUGACAAAGAGGAAGAUUACGUCAUCAGAUUCAGGGAGCUGGAAAUCAGGGCUGAAAACUUGAACGACAAUGAAGAAAUGUUGGAAGUGCAGAAGGAAAUUUUGGAUUUUCAUUCAGAGAUGGUGAUGCUGCUCCAUUACAGUGUCAUUAACUUUGCAGGCUUGAUCAAGAUUGUCAAGAAGCACAAAAAGCGAACAGGUGGUUCUGUUUACUCGUUUUCUAUGCCAAGGGUUCUGCAACAGCCAUUCUUCUCUACUGAUUUGCUUUACAAUCUCAUCAAGGGAUGUGAAGCAAUACUUGACCGUCUCUCUCCCGGGAAUGAUCCUUAAGGCAAAUCCGAUUGAGCCAUUGGAGACAAUCAUCAGAGGAAGAAAGUCAAUAUAUUUCUUGACUUUGUUUUGCAGUUGAAAGCUCCUUAAUGCCAAUCCGAUUGCCAUUGAAGACAAUCAUCAGUGGAAGAAAGUCAAUAUAUGUUUGUGAUUUUCUUGACUUUGCUUUGCAGUUGAAAACUCUUUUU